AUGGAUACUGAGGCACUCCAGCUCAAAACUAUCGAGCUCCGCAGUAGGCCAUUUGGCAAGCGCGCAAUCGCUUGGUCUGCUGAUGCUGAACUCGCUGUUGCGGCCGACGACUCGGUCUUGGUGUUUAUGCCCCAGUUCCCACGGUUCCAUGUUGACUUUGCCGAACAGAGGCGCAAGCAGGCUGCCGCGGCCGGCUCCUCGUGGCUGGAGGGAAUCGACAAGAUCCAGCCGCUGAAACCCCAGUACGCUGAUGGUCAACGCAGGAUACCCAUAUCGCUGCCGAGGGUAAGCCCGCGGGUAAAUUUUCACCUGUUUGCCACGUCAGGUGUCGACAGCCCCUAUGACGGCUGGGUCGAUCAUGGUACGGAGGAUAGCUCUGGCGCAGGUAAUGGGGACGGUAGUGGAAGUGAGGAUGAUUUUGAAGACGACGCGUUGCCCGACGACGAGAUACCCAAGAACGCCUGGAGGAAAAUGCCAAAUUUAAGGAACCGAAACAAUCCUUUCAAUGUCACGGGCGCGGGAUCGGGCUUGUUCACGAGCGUCGGCUCGUCCCUUAACCAAGUUCUCUCCCUUGCUUGGUCUCCCCCAAUAGGUCGCAACGAUCGCUGCCUUCUAGCAGUCCACAGCGCUGCGGGCUACAUAGCCGUCUAUGGCGAGCCCUUGGUAGCUGCGGAAGACGAGCAGCGUGGCCACCAUCUUGGUAGCAUGUACAGCACCGAGGGCUGGGAGGUCCUAUGGGGCGUUGGCGAGCGCCUAUCGGUUCCAAAGCAAGCAACCUGGGGAGAGUGUUAUCGGUCAUUCACCUGGAGCCAAGAGAUAUGGCCUGGAAAAGCCUUGAUGGCAGUCAUGACGGAUGAUUUGGAGAUUGCAAUACUGGCGGUACACGCGCGUGUAUCUAUGGAUCAGGAAGAUGGAGUUGUGGGAGCCGGUUGGCAGAUCGAGGAGGUGGCAAGGUUUGAUGCCAAGGGCCCCCAUCCUCCGGGCCAUGUUCACGACCUAGAUUACGUCCCUGACAAGUCAACCGUGGGCCUGAGCUUUGGCCCCAUCUCUAGCAGUGGUGAAGAUGCAAAGGAACUUUUGCUGGGAUAUAUCUCACGAGGUUACGUUGGCUUCCGCAAGGUCACAGUCAGGCAGCAAUGGUUCAGAGAAGUCGAUGGGCCGUUUGUCGACGUUUCCGAGACUGAUUCAGAUGGGAGAUGCAUGUUCCUAGCCCCCGAUGCUUUUUUGUCAUUUGAGGAUAAGGUGUGGACAGUUCAAGGUCAAAGGAUCUGCCGAGGCGUUAUCGCCACUCCGAUGGUGCCAAAGCUCUUCGAAGUCAACAUGUCGAUCGAAACGUCACGAAUCCAACCACAUGCCCUGACGCAAUGCGGUUGUCUGUAUCCUGGACCCGAAGAAAUAUCAAAAAGCCCAAUACAAGACCUUGUUGUGCACCCAUCUCUCCAGACGAGCAGUAUAGACCAACCACCUGUCUACACCCUAAUUCGUCUCUCGGCAACGCAAGCUUCAAGGGGCUGGUACGAGACGACAGUUCCGCCAACGCCUAGCACGGCUGGUCCCAACCCAAAGUGGGCCGGGGCCAUAUCCCGUAUCCUUGACAUAUCCAUGCCCAAACACAUGUUGGGCAAGACCGGAGCCGAAGGCUUAGGCAUCGGUGACGGCGAUGAUGAUGAAGAUGAAGAUAAGAACGACGAAAACGACAACGACAUGGACGAUGACGAUGAAGACGAGGACGCAGAGGGCGAGGAGGACGUCGACGUGAUGCAGAACCAUCUCAAGCAGAUGGACGCUCCAGCUUCAUCAGCGGAUGAUGACAGCAUUCCCAUCUGGCGCGGCCGUCUAUACGGCAUCGCCCUGUCUCCCGGCGGCGGUUGUAGCGCUGUCGUCUGGGCCAAGAUGGCGGCUGCGGUCGUGGAGCGUGGAGCUUGGCACCAGGCACGCAGCACGCUGUCCUUUCACUGUCAUGCUACGCCUUGGGCCGAGGAAGAGGACAAGGUCGAGGUCAACAGUGGCCCACACAUCGCAAGGCUGUCGACAGAGGCCAAGAUGUUCGAGUGGAUGUAUGGACGUGGACCAGACGUCGCCGGGGUAACCAGACCAAAGGAGGGUGAUGAGGGUAUUCCUGUAGUGAAAAAGGCUUGCGAGGGAAUCGUCAGUUCGUGUGCGUAUUGCCGGCAGCCGCUGGUACGCGAGGGGCUCUUCUUUGUGUGUCCCAAAAAACACAGCUUCGAGAUCUGCACUAUCAGCAGUUUGCCAAUCCUCAAACACGGCUCAUCCCGAGUUUGUGGCGUCUGUGGCAAGCGUAGCCUGAGGGCCGAGGCGAUAAGAAAUUUAUUGCCCGAUUACUACGAUGCCAGUCUGACUGAUGCGCUGCUGUCUGUGGUCAGAUGCGUCAUGUGUGGUGGGAAGUUUGUGGACUGA
This is a messenger RNA of Pyricularia oryzae 70-15, 2418 nucleotides long. RefSeq lists its product as uncharacterized. Lineage: Eukaryota; Fungi; Ascomycota; Sordariomycetes; Magnaporthales; Pyriculariaceae. The coding region runs from base 1 to 2418 and encodes 805 amino acids. The transcript is spliced from 5 exons. Gene Ontology annotation, biological process: transcription initiation at RNA polymerase III promoter. The record is from RefSeq and is a predicted model, not a curated record. Gene Ontology annotation, cellular component: transcription factor TFIIIC complex. Gene Ontology annotation, molecular function: histone acetyltransferase activity.